GCGGCGCGGGGCCCGGCCUGUGCGUGUCGGCCUCAUGGCUUCCGCGGGGAAGCUCGGGUCUUUCCGCCUUCCCCCGUUGCCCACCAUUCGGGAGAUCAUUAAGUUGUUCGGACUGCGAGCGGUGAAGCAGCUCUCCCAGAAUUUCCUCCUGGACUUGAGGCUGACAGACAAAAUCGUAAGGAAAGCUGGCAAUCUGGAAGAUGUUUACGUUUAUGAAGUGGGCCCCGGGCCUGGGGGAAUCACAAGAUCCAUUCUCAACGCCAAUAUUGCUGAACUUCUGGUGGUUGAAAAGGACACUCGCUUUAUUCCAGGAUUACAGAUGCUUUCUGAUGCAGCACCGGAGAAACUGAGGAUUGUCCAUGGAGAUGUGCUGACGUACAAGGUAGAAAAGGCUUUUCCAGACCACAUUAGGAGACAGUGGGACGAAGAUCCUCCAAAUGUACACAUCAUUGGAAAUCUGCCUUUCAGUGUCUCAACUCCCCUGAUCAUCAAGUGGCUUGAAAAUGUCUCUCUUAGAGAUGGACCCUUCAUCUACGGCAGAACCCAGAUGACAUUAACAUUUCAAAAGGAGGUAGCAGAGAGACUUGUAGCCACUACAGGAAGCAAACAGCGCAGCCGUCUUUCCAUUAUGGCCCAGUACCUCUGCAAGGUUGAGCACCUCUUUACCAUUCCAGGGAAAGCUUUUGUUCCCAAACCAGAGGUUGACGUAGGAGUGGUACACUUUACACCGUUGAUACAGCCCAAGAUCGAGCAGCCAUUCAAGCUGGUAGAAAAAGUUGUUCAGAACGUGUUUCAGUUCCGGAGGAAGUACUGCCACCGAGGGCUUGGAAUGCUCUUCCCUGAAGCUCGGCGCCUGGAAAGCACUGGAAGGCUGCUACAGCUGGCGGACAUUGACCCCACUCUCCGGCCCAUCCACCUCUCGCUCACGCACUUUAAGAGCCUGUGUGACGUGUACAGGAAAAUGUGUGAGGAAGACCCGCAGCUCUUUGCUUAUAAUUUCAGAGACGAGCUCAAGCAAAAGAGAAGAAAAGGCCAAGGGAAAGAUGAUGACCCAGAAAGCUGGGAGCCCUAACGGCUGCUCUGAGGGCUCCACACCCACAGUGUGGGUCCUCUGCAUCUGUAAAGACAACACCAGUGAGUACCCAGAUGACUUACUUACAUGCCAUCACUUAAGAAAAUAAAUAUCAAGUAGAUACAGUACAAGCUGUCUUUUAA
Messenger RNA from Chionomys nivalis (European snow vole), 1215 nucleotides. RefSeq names its product transcription factor B1, mitochondrial (gene Tfb1m). Gene Ontology annotation, cellular component: mitochondrial matrix. The coding region runs from base 35 to 1072 and encodes 345 amino acids. The transcript is spliced from 7 exons. NCBI's taxonomy places the organism in Eukaryota, Metazoa, Chordata, Mammalia, Rodentia, Cricetidae. Gene Ontology annotation, molecular function: rRNA (adenine-N6,N6-)-dimethyltransferase activity; mitochondrial transcription factor activity. Gene Ontology annotation, biological process: transcription initiation at mitochondrial promoter; rRNA methylation. The record is from RefSeq and is a predicted model, not a curated record.